AUAAUAAUAUCAGGUAUUGAUGUAACUGGAUUGAAUAAGGGAACCUUCUUCCUGAGCACAGACAUUGGAGCCUGUUAUCAGCAUGAACUCCUAUGUGUUAGUUCUGGACAUUGUUGCCAUUUUCGGGAAGAAAAUACUACACUUUUGUUCAACGUCUUGAGGUUACAUUUCUGUACAUUGCGAUCUUCUGGAAUUCAUCAAAGAAAAUACUCUUGCUGUUAGAUUGUAAAAGAAGAAGAAGAAGUAUGGCAUUGUGCAUAGUGAAAGAGUGUCCAAAUUCCCCAAAAAAAAUGUGGAUGUUGAAUUCUGUAUCUCUCCAUUGUUUCCCACGUACUGUGGAUGAAGUUCGUAAUUGGUUAACUGCGACACGGCAGUACAGUGAUACUUUGGAUGAGAUGGUUAAUAGAGUCCUAGAAACCAACAAAUCAUCUCGCUACCGGAUGACUUCUGAAAAUUUUUAUGCCCAGGGUCUAAAGAUGUAUCGUCAAAGAGGUUCUGUGCCAACCAUCUUUGGAAGCCAAUUCGCACGGAAAAUCAAAUGCAUUGAAGCUGAAUCUUCAUUGCCGUCAAAUUCAAAAGCUAAACAAAACAUUGUGGUUUCCUUGGACAAUGGUCAAGUGGUUGAGCAUGUAAUUGACAGUGUUGUCAAUACUGAUGAACAGCAUUCAAUUUCAUUUUCACAACCAGUUAAGUGUCACACAUGUGGGCAUCACUUCAACAAACAGUUUACAGAUGUUGUAACUGCUACGGAUUACAACAGAUUCGAAAAGGAAACACAGUUCCAAAGGUUUUAUUGUACAUCCUCAUGUAGAUCACAAACGGAUAAAAUGCUUUGUAAGACACAUAAUUUUACGUCAACUAGGGAUUUAUGUCCACCAAAAGAUGCAUAUACAUGGACAAUGGGUAAUAUCCAAAUGUCUGUUGACAAAUCAAUACAGACUGACAAUGUUGCAUUUUCGGGAUUAUUGGAAAGUACAGUAUUAGUUCAAAAUACUGAAGAAAAUCUUUCCACAGUUGUGGAUAAUAUGUCACCUAUUUACCCAUCUUCUCCAGGUGAGUUUGAUGACAUUGACAACGGUAUGGUUGAGAGUGCACUUUCAACCAGCUAUCUACAUAACUCCAUUCUCCAUGAUCCAAACUAUACUCCGGAAAACUCCAUGUUAACAGAUGAAGACUUCAGCUUUCAUUACGAACCAACACUUGAAGAACUGGUCAAAGACCAAAAGUAUGUAGUAUUUGAGACAAAUAUUGAUUACCUUUUAAAAUUUGUGCCGCGUAGUAUACCCAUGUGUAACGCUCCGGUUAUCUCGAAAACAAAGACAACAUUGGGAAGCAUAUUGGUUGGAGAAGGUGAAUGUCUGGAUGGUCAUAACACCGUCUUAUGGAAGAGCCAACCAACCAUUGGUAAAAAUCCUGUUGGGAACUUACUUUUUUGUGCAUCAAUACUGUUUAGCGGGAACCAUUUUGAAAAAAUUAACUAAUUCAGUGAAUACUUUGGUUUACAAACAAUUAGUAAACAGACUUACUAUAAUAUUCAAAGUAAAUACCUGUUCCCGACCAUACAUCACCAUUGGAUACAAGAUCGUACUCAAAACAUCAAUAACAUUAAAGACCGUGGUGUCACAUUAUGCGGAGAUGGGCAAUGUGAUAGAAUUAUGACCAAUAUUUUAGCGGAAAAUUUGGCAAUUUUACAAAUAGCUACUGACAGACACGUCAGCAUUCAAAAAUUUUUGCGUGAGGAAUAUCCAGAUAUUGAACAGCAGUUUGAUAUCUGGCAUUACGGUAAAAGUAUCCGUAAAAAACUAAAUGCCAUCAGCCGUAAAAGACAUUGUCGUAUUCUUGCACCAGGGAUUCCGGCUAUUGUCAAUCACCUGUGGACCGCAAGUUUUAUGUGCAAAGGUGAUGCACAAUUAAUGAAGGAUAUAUGGCGAUCACUUUUGUAUCAUUGUUGCAAUAUCUAUUCUUGGGCUACCGCUUCGUUCAUCAAAGAAUGUGGGCACGAGCUUAUGAAUGUAGAGGAAGAAAGAGAGCGAACAUGGUUGGAUCCUGAGAGCAUUGUUUUUGAAAGAUUACAGCAGAUUGUGUGUGAUCCACGCAUGGACAACGAUUUCAAAAGUUUGGCUCAUUUCUGCCACACAGGAGCAAUAGAGGUGUUUCAUAGCCUGGUCCUCAAAUACAGACCCAAAAGAGUACAUUUUAAAAUGGACGCAAUGGAGGCCAGGACUAAAUUAGCUGCUCUUGCGCACAACCAUAACACUGAUCGUAUCCAGGAACGCAUUCGCAAGCAAUCUAAAAAGAGUGGUCUAUUGGGUGAACUGAAAUUUCGACCUGUGUUCCCAAAAAGUAAAAAUGAGUGGCAGAUACGUCCAAUCUAUGAAACAAUGAAAAUGGAUCACAUUUACCCAAUGCUGGCAGAUGUACUACACCUUGCAGCUGGUGAUUUGGAGAACUCAUGGGAAUCAAGAAAUCCUUCUCUACCAUGUAACAUUGCUUCCGCACCGCGACCAAGUAAAGCUACACUGCUGUCCACUAAAAAAUCACGCCACUUAUUGAAAUUAUAAGAAUAAUUAUGUAUUAUAUUCUUGUUCAAUUAGAAGCAGAAUAUUGUACUUCAAUUUGUUCAUGUUCAAUUAUUUAAAAUUAAAUUACAAAAUAUACAUUUCCAUCUUUCAUCAAUAGAGUUUAUUUUACAAUUUUGUAAAUUUUUGGUUUUGUGGUGAAUAAAAACUUUUUUUUUUUUA
Bombina bombina (fire-bellied toad) is the source of this 2741-nucleotide messenger RNA. RefSeq lists its product as uncharacterized. The transcript is spliced from 4 exons. Bases 246 to 1481 code for a protein of 411 amino acids. The record is from RefSeq and is a predicted model, not a curated record. Lineage: Eukaryota; Metazoa; Chordata; Amphibia; Anura; Bombinatoridae.